UUGCCUGAGUCGCCGUCUCCUUUAAGAGCAAGCUUCGAGCUGUAUAUCCCGCGCCGGAAGCGGAGCGGUACGUCAAUUUCAGCCUAGCAGAGAUGAUCUCUUACUGGUCAGAAACGGGGAGAAGGAGAAGAGGCUAGUAGCUGCUAUUGUUAGUACUGCAGCGCUGGGCAACUCCUGGUUAUGGGGAGAUCUCCGGUCUCAACUUCCUUUAAAAGCAGUCUCAUUGGUGGUUGAAUGCAACUCAAGAAGGUCAGAUGCUGAAAGCUGCCUCAUGAAAGCUGUCCACUUCCAUUUGUUUUGCUCUGCUUAUGAUGGAUGAGUGGAAGCCCAACCCACUAGCCAAUCCACGAAAGAAACGCGGCUGGUACCUGGCCUGGAAGUACAAGCUGACAAAUCAGAGGGGACUAAGAAGGCUGUGUCAGAUGGGGGCUGUUCUCUUCUUGCUGGUGACUGUCAUUGUGAACAUAAAGCUGAUAUUAGACACUAGAAGAGCAGUGAAUGAAGAAGAAGAAUCUGCUCAGGAUUAUGAUGAAGGGUUGCAAAACCCUGAGAUCCCACGAAGGCCUGUCAACAGUAGGAAGGUUCUGGAUAUUGAGGUGUACUCCAGCCGUUCCAAGGUCUACGUGGCAGUGGAUGGGACAACGGUUUUGGAAGAUGAAGCCCGGGAGCAAGGCAGAGGAAUCCAUGUGAUUGUGUUAAAUCAGGCUACGGGUCAUGUGAUGGCAAAGCGAGUCUUUGACACCUACUCUCCACAUGAGGAUGAAGCCAUGGUCCUCUUCCUUAACAUGGUAGCCAGAGGCCGCAUUCUGAUCUUCACAAUUAAGGAUGAGGGCUCCUUCCACCUUAAAGACACAGCGAAGAGUCUCCUGAAGAGUUCAGGGAGCCAGGUUGCAGCUUCCCUCAGCUGGAGGGAUAUGUGGACAUUUGUGGGGAAGAAAGGAGGGGAGGUAUAUGGUGAAAAACAUGCCAAAUCUCCAGCGCUUUCCUCUUGGGGAGAGCCCGUCUUGCUGAAAACUGAAGUCCAACUAACCUCUGUGGAAGAUGCAGAAUGCCACUGGCCUGAUACGGAGCUCAACCGGCGGCGGAAGCAUUUCUGUAGCAAGGUGGAAGGUUAUGGCAGUGUCUGCAGCUGUAAAGACCCCACACCUGUAGAAUUCAAUCCUGACCCUCUCAAAGACAACAAAGUUUUUGAUGUGCCUAUUGCUGUCAUCGCAGGGAACAGACCUAACUACCUGUACAGGAUGCUGCGGUCUCUGCUGUCAGCACAAGGAGUCAAUCCUCAGAUGAUAACAGUCUUUAUCGAUGGAUAUUAUGAGGAGCCAAUGGACGUGGUGGAAUUAUUUGGCCUGAAGGGAAUCCAGCACACACCCAUAAGCAUUAAAAAUGCCAGAGUCUCCCAGCACUACAAAGCCAGUUUGACAGCAACAUUCAACUUGCAUCCGGAUGCCAAAUUUGCUCUGGUUCUAGAAGAAGACUUGGACAUUUCAAUUGACUUCUUCAGCUUCCUAAGCCAGUCCAUCUAUUUGCUGGAGGAAGAUGACAGUCUGUACUGUAUCUCUGCCUGGAAUGACCAGGGUUAUGAGCACACAGCAGAGGACCCCUCACUCUUGUACCGUGUGGAGACCAUGCCAGGAUUGGGCUGGGUACUGAGGAAGACUCUUUAUAAAGAUGAAUUGGAGCCCAAAUGGCCAACACCAGAGAAGCUCUGGGACUGGGACAUGUGGAUGCGAAUGCCGGAGCAACGGAAAGGCCGCGAAUGCCUCAUCCCGGAUGUGUCACGCUCCUACCAUUUUGGCAUUGUUGGCCUCAACAUGAACGGCUACUUCCAUGAAGCCUAUUUCAAAAAACACAAGUUCAACACUGUCCCCAAUGUGCAACUUAAAAACGUGGAGAGCUUAAGGAAAGAUGCAUAUGAGAUGGAAAUCCGCCGGCUGCUCAGUGAAGCAGAAGUUCUGGAUCACAGCAAGAACCCCUGUGAGGAUUCCUUUGUACCUGACACAGAGGGAAAGGUUUAUGUUAUGUACAUCAAGAUGGAGCAGGAAGCAGAUUUCACCACCUGGACUCAGCUUGCAAAGUGCCUCCACAUCUGGGAUCUGGAUGUCCGUGGGAACCAUAAAGGACUGUGGCGGCUUUUCCGAAAGAAGAACCACUUCUUGGUUGUAGGAGUCCCUGCCUCUCCUUACUCAUCCAAGAAACCUUCCUCAGUGAUCCCGAUUUACAUGGAGCCCCAAGCCAAGGAUGAAGCGGUGGGAGCCGUAGCAGCAGGAGCCGAGCAAACGUGAAGCAGGACUUGGGAGUGUUGUCCGAGUUGCCUUCGCAGCCUGCUGGGGAAAGGGCUGUGAGAAGCCAUGGAGGCCUGUGGGAUCGGGGUGUGCUGUUUUUCUCUGAAGGUCUUGAGCAUAGGACAAAGGCAGACGGGAGCUCCCUGCGGUCCUGAGGCUGGUGCAGAGAGUGAAGGCAUUGCCCCGGGAAGGCAGCAGCAGGCGCCUCGACUAGUUUUCUAAGCCGCUGCAACAAUGCGAUUAUUUUUGGGGGGUCUCGUUUUUAACACUGACGCUUUACUAACUGUGGCCACCCUUUCCCCAAAUUGGGGAUUAGGCCAGAGGGAGCAAUUUGGAAAGUGGUUGGUUUGCUUUUAGGGACCUCUUCUCAGAUCACUACUUCAGGAUAUAUACUUUUUUAUUUAUUAACUCUUUUGUGUUGGUCGGCCUCCUCUAAAGGCGGUUGUCCUGCUUAUUUUUCUAGAGGUUUCCUAAUGUGGGUCUUGUGAUGAGACGCUCUUAAUCCCUUGAAAGCAUGUGGAGCCGUUCCCUAAACAGAGGAACCAACCUGCCGUGGCUUGGCUAAUGGCUACAGAGCAGACAGUUCGCCUGAAUAUGGAGGAUGCUAUUUGUGCCAGACGUGGAGACUUGGCCACGCCUUUCAUUAUUGGAACUAAGGACACAAACCACAAAUGGAACUGCAUGUGUUGGUACGGCUGACUACCCAGCCUGGAUACUCAGGCUUAGAAUUCCCUUCCCCCUGUCCCUCCUCCCAGUUGAUUCCCAUGCAAGAAGGGAAACAUCGAAAGUGUUGGCCUUUAUCUUCCUAGCGAGUUCUUCUAGUUUCAGCUAAGGCAACUCGUCUUGGCUGAAACUCUCACCAAGAGCUAGGCUGGCAACAGCAGGCAGAGGCCCAAGACCGUGAGGUUUGGUUAGUGUUGCUCUUCUGCAGCUGCAGCACACCUUUAUACGAUGACCAUGAGAAAAGGGGCGAGGGACAGAGAAGAUGUGUGCAAAAAGUGCCUUGAGGGAGCAUGUGCUAGCCUAGAAAGCCUUGGUGUUUGCUUGCUUAAAAAAGUAGAGAUGAAGUGAGUGAAUCGAGCCAAACCUUAAUUCUCUUUGAUCCACUGGAGAAGGCUUCUGCGAGCUCGAGGAUCCAGGGACCCUGUUGGUCUGUUGUAUGGAUGAGCUGUGGCAGUGGCCACCCAUUAUUGACUGUUCGUACCACCAAGCAAGGCCAUGCCCACCAGGGAAGCUCCCUCCUGUGGAGCUGAUAGGCCUUGUGUCCUGUCCUGCUGAAUUUAAGCCACUCUUGUCCUUUUGAGGGUACAGGUUGCUAAAGCAUGUUGCUUAGAAGGAGGUGCUUGUAUGACUCUGAUGAUGAUUCUUGGGAAAGUGUUCUUCUGUAGACCACACUGGCUAAGUGGAGGAGAGGGGAAAGGGAAAGGAUAGCAAUUCAGGGAUAAAGAGGGAAUCGGGGUUUUCCUCUUCCACAUCCUGUGCCUUAUGAGGUAAGGGAAGUCCUUGGGCCUAGAAUGUAACUUUGAGUAGAAAGAGUCAAUGAACUGCUAAAGGGAAGGAAACACUGCAUACUAGGGGAUGGCCAGGUUCUAGUUUGACAUAGUACUUUUCCUUCCAUUUGGUGGUUGGGUGCACCUUUGUUUUUGUGUUUCCUCUUCUUUCUGCACACCUCCAAGCUCAUCAUACAUAAUUGACGCUGCCUGAAUCUUUAAAGAAACAAGAAUCGGGAGGUGGAGGACUAGGGAAGGGGAGACAUCACAGUAUUUAACAUUUCCAUAAGCUGUGGCCUCCAUGUUUUAGAUACCAUCUUCAGCCAGCUCUGUUCCUCAGCCUAGGGAUCCCUCCUGAGGUUAAGAGUGGCUUGCUUCACAUCAGUUGGACUGUACAUUUUUUUAAAAAAAACACAGCAUUUAUCCACACUAGAGCUCUAAUGUAUCUGUGGCUGAGUUGGAGAGCAUAAGUAUUUGUAUUGAUGACUUGGGUGCACUAACUGAUUGAAUGCAGUUGAUUAUAUGGGGUAAUGAUAUUUUACCAAAGUGACCCAGGAACACUAUCUCUAUCAUCUCGGGGCGGGGUGCUGAGUAGCAUAGGUGGAUGCUUCUGCCUCUGAAAGGGGGGUUCCUUUUGGCCCUGCCUGCCGGCCUUGAUGUAAAUACGCAAUGCAUAUUCCAGCUGUAGGGUGAGCGUGAUCCAGAGUUGACAGCACAGCAGUGCUUGCUUGAGACGAAAGCAUUUUGUGCUGCUCCUCUCCCUGUUUAGUUAAUGACUUGUCUUCAGAUUGUCAGUGCAUCACUUUUCAUUGGAGGUAAAUUUGGCCACUGUUCAGCUAUUGUUCUGGUUACCAGGUACAACAGAGCGAAACUUUAGAGCUGCUCCGUGUAUUUUGCAAAAGAAGAGUUUUUCUUUUAUGCCUUCCAUGUGUCUCUAGGGCAAGCACUGUGAUGUGGAAAAGGGAUGUGUCUGUAAACAGGCACCUGGAAGGCAUACCUCAGCAAAGUUCCUGGGUACAACUUCUGUGUGUGUGUGUGUGUUAUACACACGCACACUCAAACUUUUUUUGUUGUGGACAUGCAUAAGAGCCAGGUGAGAAUUCCAGUCUUACUGAUGAUGUAUGAGAUGACCCUCAUUGUGAAGCAGCUACUGCCAUUUUUGUGGCAACAUGGUAUAGAGCAUGAUUUUUAGGUAGUUGGGGUUUUCUGUUUGGUUGUAUUUAAGGCACCCACCACUUAAUAAGGUGAGGGAACAACUUCUAAACCGAGGUCUGCAAGGCCAACCCCUAGAAUCCCUAGGCUGCAGAAACGCACUACAUUUCUUUCCCUUAUUUAUUUGAUAACCAGAGCAGGUGAAGGUCUUAAGUCCCCAAAGCCUUAAUUCACAUGGUGAUUCAGUGUAAAGAGUUGGGGUUCUUAUGCAUCUGCACCAACAGUGAUCCCUAAAGGUCUUUUUCAAUUAUGGCCAACUGAAGCAACCCUGAAUUAACGCAUGUUGUUCUUGUUAAUUUACAAAGCAGAAUUUUAUUUCAAAACCAGCCUUGAGAUCUCAAGACCCUUGAUGAGAGAGGGUCUGAUCUGGGUGGGCAGGGAGAAGACCUUAGGAACCUUAGACCUCUGGGCAGAAUGCCUGGUGUUCUUACUGCCUAGAAUAGCCUUCCCCAAGCUAGCGCUCCAGACAUUUUGAAUGGCAACUCCCAUCACCCCUAGCCAUCACAGCUGUGCUGACUGGGGUUAAUGGAAGUUGUUGUUCAAAAAGUCUGGAGGGCAUCAGAUUGGGGAAGGCUGGCCUAGACUCUUGACUCUUAAAGCCUUGAUGGGGGAAGAACACAGGCCCAUCCAGACUUUAUAUGUUUGGAGUGGGUGUGAGUUUGGGAUGGUGGGGGCAUUGCUGGUUGCUAUUUGUAGCAGGAAGGCAGUUCCUGCCUGUCAAGUGAGCAAAAUCAGGUCACUGAAGUUACUUUGUCAUGAUAAUCAAAGACUGGAGAGGACCACCACACUUUCAAGGGCGCUUUCUUCCUUAUCUGCAUCUACCAUGGAAGUUUAAGAGGUGCUGUCUGAAAUGAAUGCUGUUCUGCUCUUGGCACUGAUUGCAGGCAUGUCGUCUGCCCCACCUCACCAAAUAUAAAACAUUUCAUAGUGAUGACAUUCUAAGAUCCCCAUGGAAACGUCUUGUUACAGGAAGACUGUAUUUAUGCAAACUACUGAACUUGGUGAAGUAGUUCUUAUUUGUCUGUGGGGAGGCAAAAAGAUCAGAGGCGGUUUGGGUUUGUUUUCCCCUAUUCAAGAAGAGCAGUUCAGCCUUGCAAAAUGAGUACAGAAAAUCUGUGAGCUCCUUCGCUAGGAGUGGCUCUUUUUCUGAUACUGAACUACAGUCCCCAUUGUUCCUGACCAUUGGCCUUGCUAACUGGGGAUGAUGGGAGCUGGACUUCAGAAGCAGUGGGAGGGCCAUGCUUUUGCUGCAUUUCAUGUCCUGAUAUCUCAAAGCUUAGCUAGAACACCUGAAAAAAAUUACUUGUCCCUGCCAAGUAUCUUACAGCAGAGAACAUGCCAUUUGAAGUGGGGGUGGGGAGCGAAAUUGCAAGGAUAUAUCUAAAGUCCAGUUUUCCUUGGGUCUGACUUUAAAAGAUGGGGAGGGGUUCUUGCCAAAAGUUCAUCUUCAUAAAGGUAGGAACCUGUGUUAACAUGUGAUGCUUUGGGUUUUGGAAAAAUAAAUCUAAAACAUUAUAAUCUGAAAAAUACACUCCAGCCCCAGUUUAAUCAAUUGGAGUUUUGACCUAAACAGAGGGCAUUUUAUCCGGAAGCUACAUGGCCACAUGGGGUUGUAUAUCUAACUGGUAUUUGGUUCCAUUGGGACAAGCAUGCCUUUUUUUGGAUUGCACCCAAAGCUGCCUAUGCUUACCCAUUCUCAUAAGACCGAUUGACUUCUAUGGGGGAUUUACUUAUGGAUGAAUAUGCUUAAGAUUGUCACUUAAGUGUGACUCGACUAAAAAUGGCUCAUUUCCCAUUCAGCUAAUUAAAUUCACCAUUUAAGAACAAACAGUAUUCCAUCCCCUUGAUUGCAAGGACAUCUUAUUCUUGCAAAAUUUCACAAAUAAGUCCAGGGAUCAAACAACCCUGACCUCAUUCUUAGCAAAGUAUGUGGGAAAAAUACAUUUUAAAAGUUCAUCAACUGCCUUUCUUUUGUAGUUUAGUACAGCCCAAAUAUUCCAGUUGUUAGCAACAGCAUGCUGGAUGCUUUGUCUGAUCUGCUAUGACAAUUACUAUUUCCUUAUAACAGCUUCUGAAGGGGGUGGUUUUUUUUGGGGGGCGGUGUUCUGUUGCAAAGUAGGCAGCAUUUUCCAGACAUUUGGAUGCCUUAGAACAGUGUGACAAUAUUAUCAAAUUGGUUGUACAUGCUUCUGUUACCCAAACUAUCCAUUGGCGUUGCUCAACAUCAGAAUGUAAAGCUGUCAUACUCCAUGGACUCCAGUACCAGACGUUUGGUUCUCACAACACCAGGUGCUUCAAACCGGUGUGACUGUCCUCUUAGAAGUUCUUGCUGCCUUUUGCUUUCGUUCUUUUAUCUCUUUGUCACCCGCCCACAUUUGUUUUCCUGUAGUCCUCCUUCACUUAAACAAAGGGACUGUAGUUUCAUUGGCUGGGUACUCCUGGGUCUUUGGCUGGACUUUCUUCUUGCAUGCAGCUGGGGAGAGAGCAGGAGGGCUAGCUGCUUUUUGGAAUCCAGUUUUGUGUCUGGUUUUUUUGUUUUCCAAAAAUAAAGGUGGCAGAACUUGUUGCA
Molecule: messenger RNA, 7553 nt
Organism: Rhineura floridana
Lineage: Eukaryota; Metazoa; Chordata; Lepidosauria; Squamata; Rhineuridae
Gene: POMGNT1
Product: protein O-linked mannose N-acetylglucosaminyltransferase 1 (beta 1,2-)
Exons: 22
Coding region: 309-2282 (657 amino acids)
Biological process (GO): protein O-linked glycosylation via N-acetylgalactosamine
Cellular component (GO): Golgi membrane
Molecular function (GO): beta-1,3-galactosyl-O-glycosyl-glycoprotein beta-1,3-N-acetylglucosaminyltransferase activity
Source: RefSeq, a predicted model, not a curated record